Molecule: messenger RNA, 207 nt
Organism: Protopolystoma xenopodis
Lineage: Eukaryota; Metazoa; Platyhelminthes; Monogenea; Polystomatidea; Polystomatidae
Source: the annotation of a GenBank genome assembly
AUGAUCAACUCAUCGCUUCCGGUCUACGUAAAAGAUACGCCACUUUCGGUGGCCCGAUCUAUCCAGGGUCUUAGGGCCAUUUUUGGGGAGGUCUAUCCCGAUCCUGUUCGAGUGGUCUCGAUCGGUGUCCCUGUGGAGACAUUGAUCUCUGAUCCCAAUGGUCCUGCAGGCAUCGAUACAUCCGUGGAGUUCUGUGGCGGCACGUAA